ACUUCGUCCUUUGAGAGCUGGACAUCAGUCUCGAUAAUAUCGCAGCCGGCGUUUCUGGCCUGGGUGAAGGAAAGCAAGGUGUUUUCGGGAAAUAGUCUUCUGAAGCCUCUGUGGCCAAUGCACAAGGGCUUGGAGCUCAUUCUGGAGGUGCAAAAGAACAAAGCGAUGCCAAAGUUGGCAGGAAGAACAGCUGGGGGCAACGAGGGUUAUAAAGGAAACAGACGAAGGCCAAAGAUAAGCAGAGGUUAUCACAUGGAAACAUGGUGAGACAAAAGCAGCGUUGGGCAGGGCCAACGUGGGCUGGAGGCUCUUCUCCGGAAGCAGCAGCAGCUGGAUCGCCACCGAGCUUCCAUGGGUAAGCUACAACUGAUGCCAAUGGGUGUGAGAAGCCAGAGCCUCUGGGGAAGCUCAUCAGCUUGCCCCUUCGUCCUUACCAGUUUCCUCACCAGGUCUUUCGUUACGUCCCUCAGCAAAAAGACUUCUGACGAGGGCUACAUGAAGAGAAGGCUCGAACAGCUAGCCGAGGAGUCCUUUUUGGAGAACAGCAAAUUUUUCAAGAAGCAUGAGAAGCAAAUAUACAUCAGCGAAAAGAUCCCCAAGAACAUCGACAAGUUCUCGAAGGACAAUGCCUUGAGUGCUCCCUGGACUGGCGAGGAAUCAGUCCACGAUGCCAAUCUUAGAAUGUUGGUGGAUUCCCACAAGCCAUUGAAACAAAAGAUAUCAGGAAAUGGGCUUUUGAAGAUGCCAAUAGCAAAGAGAAAAAGUGUUUCUGAUCGAUUCUCUGAAGCUAGAGAAAAAUCAUUGGACUACUCACUAUCAAAAAUAUCUGAAACAAAGUCACCACAAGAGGAGGAAGACGAUGGCUUUAAAGAAAUGUACAGAGAAAGAUUGCUAGGUCCUGAACUAUUGGGUCCAACUUCUUUCGCCUCCACCAUAAGUGCUAUAUCCAGUUUGGCCGAUGAAAGAAUAGAAGAAGCUCGAAAAAGAGGCGAGUUUGAUAAUUUGCCCAACAGAGGCAAGCCUAUGGCCUCUAAUCCUCACCAAUCCAAUCCUCAUUUGGAUCGAACAGAAUACCAUAUGAACAAUAUACUAAUCAAACAAGACAUUGUUCCCCCCUGGAUCGAAAAGCAGACUUCUGUUGAUCUUCAAAUAAAGCAUUUUCGACAAGGCUUGCAGAAAAAAUGGAGAUCAAGAGCCAUCAAUCUGGUCAUUGAGAACAACAAGAAUUCAAACAAUCAGCAGAAAUUGCAAAUAAUGCAAUCAUUUGCUGAUAACGAAAUCAACAAAACUGGCCCACUACUACGAGAUCCUGCUUGGGAAAACUCUCAAAAGUCGUCUCUAACACCCACUCUCAGAUCCCUUAACGAUAUCAUCAGAGGCUAUAACUUGAUGGCUCCCAUGCCCUCCCAAAAGUUCUAUCUUCUUGAGGACAGAGAACUCGAGAGAUGCUACAAAGAAACCGCUCCUCAUCUCGUUGACGCCUUAAAGAGACACUUGAUGGGGGCCUCUUCCUCCACUCCACAGAUCAAAAUCAACCCAGCUACUUAUAUUCCACAAUCGACAAACACUUCCUCUGUCUCUUCUCUAUUCUGGAAAAUGUUCAGCAAGUAAAAACCAUCUUAAAUGCAUCCAAUCUCGUGUAGAAUCCUGUUGAUAUGUAUUUGCAAAUAUUCACCAAUAAACACUUCCACCCAACACCUUUGUGUUAACAAAUUAUGGCGGC
Molecule: messenger RNA, 1723 nt
Organism: Ascoidea rubescens DSM 1968
Lineage: Eukaryota; Fungi; Ascomycota; Saccharomycetes; Ascoideales; Ascoideaceae
Exons: 1
Coding region: 376-1611 (411 amino acids)
Source: RefSeq, a predicted model, not a curated record